CGUACCAGCGAGGAGCAGUGUGACCCAAUGGCUCCGGAUCCUCUGCGCUUGGAAGUGGUCGGGCACCUCAGCGAGCCCUCGUUCCACGUCGCGAAAUGUGCGGCCGAGGUGUUAAAGCAUUCAUUUGAUGCAGACUUUGAGGACCCCGUCAUACAUCCCCUCCUGGAGUGUGCCUGGAAUCACUACCUAUCUGAGAAGAAGAAGGAACUUAAAGGGGAAACAUGGGAGUUUUCAUCGAGUGUCAUGUGCUUUAUUGAUGGCCAGUUUAUUGGAGAUGAAAAGGCAUUGGUCUCAUGGGCCAACUCUUCAUGGGGAUACAGGGACUACAGGCCUUUACCUUUAUACAAGGCUUUGGCUGAGGACUUCUACACCAAACAUUUGAAAGCCAAAAAGCAUGUGUAUGUAUACCUCAACAUUGCAGUUCAAGAGAAACCAAUUGGAAGGUUAUUGUUUGAGCUGUUCUCCGAUGUGUGCCCCAAAACAUGCAAAAAUUUCCAAGCUUUGUGCACCGGUGAAGCUGGGGAUUCUCCGAAUGGUUUGAAGCUACAUUACAAAAAUUCUGUCUUUCAUCGCAUAGUAAAAAAUGGAUGGAUACAAGGAGGGGAUAUAUUAUCAGGUAAAGGAAAUGGAGGUGAAUCUAUCUUCGGGGAAGCAUUUGAAGAUGAAAACUUUGCAAUUCCGCACAAUAAACGGGGAAUACUUGGUAUGGCCAAUAAGGGCCGUCACACAAAUGGAUCCCAGUUCUACAUCACCCUGCAGGCUACACCAUACAUGGACAGAAAAUCUGUGGCGUUUGGCCAACUAAUUGAAGGCAGUGAUGUUCUAAGGAAAAUGGAAGACAUCCCGACGUACAACGAGCGCCCAACACAGGACUGCCGAGUCACAGAAUGUGGCAUCUUUACACCUUAAUCACAUCAAUCUUAAAAAAAAGUGAAUCAUUUACACCA
Spea bombifrons (plains spadefoot toad) is the source of this 947-nucleotide messenger RNA. RefSeq names its product peptidylprolyl isomerase like 6 (gene PPIL6). The record is from RefSeq and is a predicted model, not a curated record. Lineage: Eukaryota; Metazoa; Chordata; Amphibia; Anura; Pelobatidae. Gene Ontology annotation, molecular function: peptidyl-prolyl cis-trans isomerase activity. Gene Ontology annotation, biological process: protein peptidyl-prolyl isomerization. The transcript has 8 exons. Bases 28 to 909 code for a protein of 293 amino acids.